AUGCAGAAGCUAGUGAUUUUUCUUUUGCUCGUGGCAUUGAGUUAUGCCGCAGAAUACGAAGGAGAAUGCGAAUCUAUUCCGCCGUUAACUCCCAGACUUCACACCGUUUCUGUUUUGGAAUUUGGGGCCGUCGGGGAUGGGCAAACAUUAAACACUGUCGCAUUUCAAAAUGCCAUUUUCUAUUCGCAGUCGUUUGCUGACAAAGGUGGUGCCCAACUUUAUGUACCCAAGGGACGGUGGCUUACUGGAAGCAUCAACCUUACGAGUUAUCUGACACUUUUCCUGGAAAAAGAUGCGAUCAUUCUUGGCUCUCAGGAUCAUAGUUACUGGGAUGUAGUCGAACCUUUACCGUCUUAUGGCCGAGGUAUUGAGCUACAUGAUAGAAGAUAUGGCAGCUUAAUUACAGGAAAUAAUUUAACUGAUGUUGUGAUAACAGGCAAUAAUGGAACAAUUGAUGGCCAAGGCUCCAUUUGGUGGGAACAAUUCGCUGCUCAUUCUCUAAAUUACAGUCGACCAAAUUUAGUGGAAUUCAUUGGUUCAAACAACAUUGUUAUCGCAAACUUAACCUUCUUAAAUGCACCUGCUUGGAACAUUCAUUUUGCUUAUUGCAGGAAGGUGUUGGUUCAGAAUGUAACAAUUUAUUCUCCACCUGAUGCCCCAUUAGCUAGUGGAAUAGUCCCAGAUUCUUCUGAGUAUGUUUGCAUUGAGAACAGCGACAUUAGCACAGGUUAUGAUGCCAUUGCACUUAAAAGUGGUUGGGAUGAGUAUGGAAUUGCCUAUGGAAAACCGACCUCUAAUGUUCAUGUUCGAGGGGUUCGUGUGCAUUCUUCUUCAGGAUCGGGCAUCGCUUUCGGCAGUGAGAUGUCAGGUGGCAUAUCCAGUGUACUGCUCGAGCACCUUCAUGUGCACGACUCCCCAACUGGCAUUGGGCUUAAGACAGCAAGAGGAAGGGGUGGCUAUAUCAAAGGCAUAUAUGUAUCAGACGUGCUCAUGGAAAAUGUACAGAGAGGAAUCAAGGCAACAGGUCAGUGCAAAUCUCAUCCAGAUGACAGAUUUGAUCUUGAUGCAUUGCCAGUGGUUAGUGGCAUCUCCUUUAUGGACGUGGUCGGUGUGAAUAUUGCUACAGCUGGGAUAUUUUAUGGAAUUAGUGAAUCUCCUUUCACUUCCGUAUGUUUGUCAAAUGUUUCUUUCUCUGUCACCUCUGACCACUCCACAUCAUGGGUAUGCUCAAACGUGUUCGGUUCCUCUAUAAAUGUGUCACCCGAACCGUGUCCAGAACUCAAGGGCUUAUUUACAAGUUUGUCCUCCAAUUGUUUCUCCAUCUCGUAUCCAAGUACUGAAGUUGCAGUUUCAUGA
Fraxinus pennsylvanica is the source of this 1356-nucleotide messenger RNA. The record is from the annotation of a GenBank genome assembly. Lineage: Eukaryota; Viridiplantae; Streptophyta; Magnoliopsida; Lamiales; Oleaceae.